AUGGAUUCUUCACCAUCUCAUGAAGAAUCUGCUCCUCCAACUGAUGUGGCACCUCCAACGUUUAGUCCUCCGCCCACACCUUCUAGUCCAUCUGAUAGCUCACCACCACCUCCAUCUUCUAGUCCACCUCCUAGUUCACCGCCACCUGUAUCUUCUAGUCCACCUCCUAGUUCACCUCCACCUGAAUCAACUAGUCCGCCACCUAGUUCACCACCACCUAGUUCACCACCACCUCAAUCUUCUAGUCCACCACCAGCCUCACCUCCACCUGAACCAACUCCUUCUUCUCCUGUCAGUUCACCUCCACCAACUUCAUCACCUCCCCCUGCAUUGUCACCUCCACCACACGUACAGAAUCCAGAACCUCCUCCAGCACCACAAUCACAUGGAAAUUCAUCCCCACCACAAUCUCCUGAACCUAAAAAAGGUUCAUCAUCAUCUUCACCACCUUCACCACCUUCAUCCAACUCACCUGGGGAUGGAGGUGGAGGUGGAAAUUCACCACCAUCCCCAAUAUCUACGUCAUCAGAUAAUUCGCCUCCUUCACCAGCCUCAGGCCCUCCUAAAGAUUCGCCACCUUCACCAGCUGCAUUAUCUCCAAGUAACUCACCAUCUUCUGAUUCACCCUCAAACUCAUCAACACCAACAUCUGUAAUACAAUGGUCACCACCACCUCCAUCCUCUAAUGGUCAACAAUCUUCUCUUAAUCCUCCUUCAUCACAAGUUCCUAGUAACCAUAGUUCUGGAAACCAUUCAACAGGAAGUCCAAAGCCUGCUGGUGGCAACAGCAAUGGUACUGCAGAGACAGUUUCCAUUGGCGUUGUAAUUGUUCUUUUUUUGGUUGGUAUCAUCGGAGCAGUUGCAUGGUGCAUACGGAAGCGAAAGAAGAAGAAUUCUGUCCAUUGUAGUGGUUAUGUCAAGCCAAUCUCUGCGUGUUCCUCUCCAAAAUCAGAGUCUGCUUUAUUGAAGGUCAAUGAAUCAACACCUGAGAGAAAUGGAACGAGCUCUAAUUUCCUCAAUUCUCCAGCAGACCCUGGCGGAUUCAACAGUGCAAAGACAUGGUUUACUUAUCAAGAACUUGUUGAGGCCACUAAUGAUUUUUCAGCGAAUAAUGAAUUAGGGAAGGGUGGAUUUGGUUCUGUAUACAAAGGCUAUCUAGCAGAUGGAAGAUAUGUCGCGGUAAAACAGCUAAAUAUUGGUGGGAGCCAGGGCGAACGGGAAUUUAGAGCUGAAGUUGAAAUAAUUAGCCGGAUACACCAUCGUCAUUUGGUUUCACUUGUAGGUUAUUGCAUUUCAGAGAACAAAAGGCUCCUCGUUUAUGACUAUGUAUCCAAUAAUACCCUUUACUUCCAUCUUCAUGCGAGCUGUUGA
Molecule: messenger RNA, 1371 nt
Organism: Solanum stenotomum
Lineage: Eukaryota; Viridiplantae; Streptophyta; Magnoliopsida; Solanales; Solanaceae
Product: proline-rich receptor-like protein kinase PERK9
Exons: 3
Coding region: 1-1371 (456 amino acids)
Biological process (GO): protein phosphorylation
Molecular function (GO): protein kinase activity; ATP binding
Source: RefSeq, a predicted model, not a curated record